UUGUUGCAAUUUCGGGCGCUUUUUCUGUCGCUUUCUCUGGACAGCUUCGUUUGUUGGGAUCUUUCUUCUGUGGUAAAUUUAAAACACUUCAAGGAGCAAAAGAAGGCGCCGACACGAAGGGACUGGGUUUGACUCUGUGCAAGCCAGUGUCAUCUCAAGUGGUCCCGUGGCUCCUUCGUAAUCGCCCAUGCCUACUUGCAAACCUGAUCACAGCCAGCAAUUUGAAUGGAAUCGAUCCAGUCCUUAAGUCUUGGAGGGGGACCUGCACUUUUGGGUGAGACCAGCUGCCCAUUGAAAGCCACUGAGGACAUCUGGUUUGGGUGCUGUUCCUGCACCUAUGUCGCCAAAGAUCAGCAUGGGAUCGUGAACCACCUGGUUGCCCAUGGUGAUGAACAAUCCAAGAGCCAGCAUCCUCCCGUGUCCUCUCACUCCAGGUCCGAAGUGCCAAGCAACACUCAAAAGCACAAAAGCAACAAGUUUAAGUGCAAACUGUGUCCUCAAGUCUUUGCUUGUGAUUCCCUACUGACCAGUCAUAACCAAACACACACCGGUGAAAAGCCAUUCAAGUGCAAGCUUUGCCUAAAAGCCUUUGCUCGGAAUUCUCAGUUAAGAAGGCAUAAUCUAAUACACUCUGAUGAAAAGCCAUUUAAAUGCAACCUCUGCCCCGAAGCCUUUUCUCAGAAUGGUCAUCUGAUCUACCAUAAUCAAACACACACUGGUGAAAAGCCAUUUAAGUGCAAGCUGUGCCCUCGAGCCUUUUCUCAUAAUUGUGCUCUGAUCGGGCAUAAUCGAACACACUCAGGUGAAAAGCCAUUUAAGUGCAAGCUGUGCCCCCGAGUCUUUUCUCAGAAUUCUAAUUUAAAGGCGCAUAAUAUAACACACUCUUCCGAAAAGCCAUUUAAGUGCAAGGUUUGCCCUCAAGUCUUUUCUCAGAAAGCCAGUCUGAUCGUGCAUAAUCGAACACACUCAGGUGAAAAGCCAUUUAAGUGCAAGCUGUGCCCCCGAGUCUUUUCUCGGAAUUCUAGUUUAAAAACGCAUAACAUAACACACUCUUCCGAAAAGCCGUUUAAGUGCAAGGUGUGCCCCAAAGUUUUUUCUCAGAAAGCCAAUCUGAUCCACCAUAAUCGAACACACUCAGGUGAAAAGCCAUUUAAGUGCAAGCUGUGCCCCCGAGUCUUUGCUCAGAGUUCUAAUUUAAAAACACAUAAUCGAACGCACUCAGGUGAAAAGCCAUUUAAGUGCAAGGUCUGCCCCCAAGUCUUUUCUCAGAAAGCCAGUCUGAUCUACCAUAAUCGAACACACUCGGGUGAAAAGCCAUUUAAGUGCAAGCUAUGCCCCCAAGCCUUUUCUCGGAAUUCCAGUCUGAUCUACCAUAAUCGAACACACUCUGGUGAAAAGCCAUUUAAGUGCAAGUUGUGCCCCCGAUCAUUUUCGCAGAAUUCAUAUCUGAGACGCCAUAAUCUAACACACUGUUGAAAAGUAAUUUAAGUGGAACAUGUGUCCCAAGGCCCUUUCUCAGAGUUCUGAUCUAAUCUGCAGUGCAGAGAUAUACACGAUUUCAGUUGAAAUAUAUAAAUGCAUGCAGUACCCUAAAAUGACAGGAAUGCAGUGCCUUACAAAUGACAGCAAUUUUCCUGUGCAUUUUUUUAUACCUCUGCCUCGUGGGGCAUGUGCCAAAGCAGUGGUAAACAAACCUAAGGACGAUUGCAUUAAUCGGGUGGCAGGUAGUGGGCUUUUGCACUCUUUACUUCUCAGAACAGUUUGUUGUAUAUCCAGUAUGGUUGCCACAUUGAUUGUUUAUGCAUAGCCAAACUCUUGCAUUGCUCACAAGCCUUUCAUCUGAAUGCUACUGUUAAUAAUGACGAAUGUGUUGAGGAGUAGGGAGAAAUUCCUUGCCAGAAGUAAUCAAAAGGUUGGUCGUGCAAUGACAAACCUUUGACUUUUUCAUUAGAUUGAAAUAGGUCUGUGUAGCUCGUUUGAGGUGUUUUCUAAUAUGUUUGUUUUUACUCCUGUUUUAAAAGAUGGGCACAUGCAGAAAAUAAAUGUCACCAUAGAUUCAAUUUUACUAUCUAAAAAAUAAAGUGUGUGAAUUUCAAUUCCUGUAGUGUCUUUUUUCUGCUUUUGUAAUCUGGUACUCUAUGUAGAGUAAUUUUUUAGGUUUUUAUUUUUACGUCCUGUAGCAUGCCUCUCCAUCUUAGCAAUCAACUCGGCUGGAAACCGAUUUUUGAGUGUGUGUGCACUACAGUGGUUUGUGCUCCCGAUUCGAACUUUGCUAUACUCUGGGAUAACUUUUCAUGGCAACGCAGUCAAAGGCACUGGUACUUAUGCCUUCUCCAAUUUUCAGCUCUGAUGGAACUUGCACGUGAGCUCUCUUCUUCGAAAGGCCAAGAAAAGCGGUCCCCCUAGUAUAGUCAUACUCCCACACCGCCAAGCUGGUUUUACAAUUGACAGCGUGCCAAUUUUUAAUGCUCCAUAAUGCAUGUUCAAUUCUGGUUUGAAGAGGGAGGUAGAGAGCUGAAGUAACUUGAACUCGAUCAUAUCUAAGUGUUCUUGCUUCCUUCCCUGCACUGAAAUCUUCAUAGUGAUGUAUUUAUAUGACACCUGCUUUAAGAUAUCGCUCUUGUAUUUAGGUUAUCAUAAUUUUCUGUUGCUCCGUAUUCUUGUUGCCGAUAGUUGUCUCUGUGUAUCUUUGUCGGAAUUCUCAGACCGUAAGUGUCAUGUAUGGCAGAAAAUGUUUUUUGUACUAAAAUGUCCAUUUUUUGCAUGGUUUACUGCAUCCUGUGUAUUGUUGGUCAAUGUGUGCUUAGUUUUGCAUUGUGUAAUGCAUUUGUGUAUAUCUUCAUUGUGGAUUUUGUUUCUUACUCUCAUUUGUCUCAAAUAAAUUCGGCAGAUGAUAAAUGUGUAAUGAGAGUUCUGUAUCAGUGUUCCUCGCAAAUAAAGCUAGACAGUUUGAGC
Ixodes scapularis (black-legged tick) is the source of this 2955-nucleotide messenger RNA. Its product is annotated as zinc finger protein OZF-like. The record is from RefSeq and is a predicted model, not a curated record. The transcript is spliced from 3 exons. The coding region runs from base 226 to 1476 and encodes 416 amino acids. Gene Ontology annotation, biological process: regulation of transcription by RNA polymerase II. NCBI's taxonomy places the organism in Eukaryota, Metazoa, Arthropoda, Arachnida, Ixodida, Ixodidae. Gene Ontology annotation, molecular function: RNA polymerase II transcription regulatory region sequence-specific DNA binding; DNA-binding transcription factor activity, RNA polymerase II-specific. Gene Ontology annotation, cellular component: nucleus.